Gloeophyllum trabeum ATCC 11539 is the source of this 831-nucleotide messenger RNA. Its product is annotated as proteasome activator pa28, REG alpha/beta subunit. Gene Ontology annotation, cellular component: nucleoplasm; proteasome activator complex; cytoplasm. Gene Ontology annotation, biological process: regulation of proteasomal protein catabolic process; regulation of G1/S transition of mitotic cell cycle; positive regulation of endopeptidase activity. Gene Ontology annotation, molecular function: endopeptidase activator activity. The record is from RefSeq and is a predicted model, not a curated record. The coding region runs from base 1 to 831 and encodes 276 amino acids. The transcript has 10 exons. Lineage: Eukaryota; Fungi; Basidiomycota; Agaricomycetes; Gloeophyllales; Gloeophyllaceae.
AUGGCCGCAAAACAGAGAGGAAUUGACAAACAGCUAGAGAAGCGGCUCAAGGAAUAUCAAGACGCGGUGACCGCAGCUGCCGAGGAUAUUAUAUUCCAAACCUUCCCUAAUAAAGUGCGUGCCACCCACAUCGCGAGUUCAUUUCAUUUCGCUGACAGAAUAUCGAACCACACGUUCAGGGAAAUUCAGAAACUCAUUGAUUCGACUGCGUCCUUGGAAUCCCCAUUCCAUCCGUCUCACGCAGCAACCUUCACUGAUACUACCGUCUAUCCCACUCCUUCCACAUCUCAAGAGCACGAGGCUAAGAAACGGAAACGCGUCAACGAAGAUACCUCCGCCUCCAACGGCGUCUCCGCGAACGACACUGAAUACGCCAGGUAUCCCAAUCUCGUGCUAACGAACCAGCAUAUCGGCAAACUUCAUGCUAUACUCAAGAAAGAGUGCGAAGAAUUGGCUGAAUAUGUGGACAAAGUGAAGUUGUGGGUCAAUCUGAAUAUGCCCCAGAUCGAAGACGGUGACAACUUCGGCGUGCAAAUCCAAGAAGAGGUCCUACAAGAGCUUCACCGCUCGCAACAGAGCGCUUACAACCUGCGCGACAACGCUCGGCGAGACUACCUCGACCGCGCGAAGAUCUGCUCGAAGCUCAUUAAAUAUCCCAAUGUGCAGGAUUACUCGCUGGCGCUGAAGGAGCACGAUGAUAAACAACUAUACUGCGCUCGCCAGGACUUAUUAGAUGUCCGGAACAUAUACGCAGUAUUGACCGACAUUAUCCACAAGAAUAUCGCUAAGCUACGGUCGCCGAAGGGAAAUAACUCCAGCGGGUUAUACUAG